Melopsittacus undulatus (budgerigar) is the source of this 2512-nucleotide messenger RNA. RefSeq names its product actin related protein 8 (gene ACTR8). The transcript is spliced from 13 exons. The record is from RefSeq and is a predicted model, not a curated record. Lineage: Eukaryota; Metazoa; Chordata; Aves; Psittaciformes; Psittaculidae. The coding region runs from base 62 to 1864 and encodes 600 amino acids. Gene Ontology annotation, cellular component: Ino80 complex. Gene Ontology annotation, biological process: double-strand break repair; regulation of DNA-templated transcription.
UCACACCCGCCCGCUUCCGCCGCUUGACGCUCGGAGCAGUGACUUCCACCCCUCCGAGAGUAUGACCCAGGCGGAGAAGGGGGAAGCGGAGAACGGGAAGGACAAGGAGCGGGAUCGGGAUCGGGAGCAGCGCGGCGUCAAGCGGCCCAUCGUGCCCGCCGCCGUGCCCGAGUCCCUGCAGGAGCAAAUACAGAGCAACUUCAUCGUGGUGAUACACCCCGGCUCCAGCACCCUGCGGCUCGGCAGAGCGACGGACACGCUGCCGGUGGCCAUUCCCCAUGUUAUCGCACGGCGGCACAAGCAGCAGGGGCAGGCGACCUACCGGGACAGCUGGCUCCUUAGGGACGGGCUCAAUAAACCUGAAAGUACUGAGCAGAGACAAAAUGGCCUUAAAAUGGUGGACCAAGCAAUAUGGUCCAAAAAGAUGUCAAACGGUGCGAGGCGCAUACCAGUGUCACCUGAUCAGGCCAGGUCAUACAAUAGACAGAUGCGGCCAGCUAUUUUAGAUCACAGUUCUGGGGCCAAGUGGACAAACACAUCAAAUCAUCCUGAAUUUUUGGUAGGAGAAGAGGCACUGUAUGUUAAUCCACUAGAUUCAUACAAUAUACAUUGGCCUAUUAGAAGAGGGCAGUUGAAUCUCCAUCCAGGACCUGGUGGCUCCCUCACUGCAGUAUUAGCAGACCUUGAAGUUAUAUGGUCACAUGCAAUACAAAAAUAUCUGGAAAUACCAUUGAAAGACCUAAAGUACUACAGGUGCAUUUUACUGAUUCCAGACAUCUAUAAUAAGCAACAUGUGAAAGAACUGGUAAAUAUGAUCCUAAUGAAGAUGGGCUUCUCAGGGAUUGUUGUACACCAGGAAUCUGUCUGUGCCACCUUUGGAAGUGGUUUAAGCAGCGCGUGCAUUGUAGAUGUGGGAGAUCAGAAGACAAGUGUUUGCUGUGUAGAAGAUGGUGUUUCCCACCGCAACACCAGGCUGUGCCUUGCAUAUGGAGGAUCUGAUGUGUCAAGGUGUUUUUAUUGGCUUAUGCAACGAGCAGGAUUCCCAUAUAGAGACUGCCAGUUAACUAAUAAGUUGGAUUGCCUACUGCUUCAGCACCUAAAGGAGACAUUUUGUCAUCUAGACCAGGAUAUUUCUGGAUUGCAAGAUCAUGAGUUCCAGAUCCGGCAUCCAGAUUCUCCAGCUUUACUGUACCAGUUCCGUUUAGGGGAUGAGAAAUUACAGGCUCCAAUGGCUCUGUUUUAUCCAGCAACUUUUGGAAUUGUUGGACAAAAAAUGACAACUUUGCAACACAGGUCACAAGGUGACCCUGAGGAUCCUCAUGAUGAACAUUAUCUGGUAGCCACACAAAGUAAGCAGGAGCAGUCUUCAAAAGCUACAGCUGAUAGAAAAUCUAUGUCAAAGCCUGGUGCAUUUGAAGGAGACUUGAGAGGCCAAGCCUCAGACAUUUCAGAGAGGAUGUACCCACAAGAAGUAGAACUAGGAUCUUCCCAGAGUGAUUGUAUGAUGUCUGGAAAUGAUUCAGAGGAGCCUUUAACAGCACACAUGUCCAGGAAAACAGCUAUUUCUCAGUUUGAAGGCAAAGCCUUAGGCCUUGACAAAGCCAUACUUCAUAGUAUUGACUGCUGUGCAUCUGAUGAUACAAAAAAGAAGAUGUACAGCUCUAUCUUAGUAGUGGGAGGAGGCCUCAUGUUUCAUAAAGCUCAAGAGUUUCUUCAACACCGAAUUCUAAACAAAAUGCCACCUUCUUUCAGAAGAGUUGUUGAAAACGUUGAAGUCAUCACAAGACCCAAGUCUGUUUUGAAUUUAGGACAUGGAUCCCAGGUUAAUUGCAUGGAAAGGAGGUGCUGUUUUAGCCUGUCUUGAUACAACUCAGGAGCUGUGGAUAUAUCAGCGAGAAUGGCAGCGGUUUGGUGUCAGAAUGUUACGAGAACGAGCUGCAUUUGUGUGGUAAUGAAUGGAUACGGUUACAGUGGAACCUGCCUAAAUGAAGAUUCCUUUCUCCAGAUGCCCCUUUUUCCCCAGUGCAGAUGUGUUGAUCUUCUGCUGAUAGAUAUUUUUGUGUUUUAUUAAAAUUAAUUUCAACUGAUAUUUUUUCCAAGUGGUGCAAGAAAUGCACAUUACUUCAGCAUUGCUGUCCUUCCUCCUUUGAAUUGUAUGCACUGACAUCUGUGUACAGAGUAUCUCAGUCAUCUCCUAAUUUACUAUAUCUGUAUUAUACAAGUUAUGUAUAUGAGAAUUGCACCUUGUGGGAAUUUGAGGCAUAAACUAUUGAUGUGACAGAUGUUAAACGAAGAUUCAUGCCACAUACACAGAAGCAAUAGCUGAAGAGUGCAGGUUGUGGGUUUCAUGCCUUAUUCUGAUUCCUACUCUAAUAUUACCAGGAGAUGGAAUUGUUAUUAUGUAAUUAUUAUGUAAUUGUUAUAUAGAUCAUCAUGGAAGAAGUGAAAUGGAGACCCAAAACUACAGUUGUUGUUAGUAUUUUGUUAUAUAAUAAAUGAUGAUACUCAAAGA